AUGCCCGGUAUAAUGAGUCCUCCUAUAUUGCUCUGCUUUGCAAUCAUCGGCAUGGCAGUUUCCGUGGCUGCCGAAUCCACGACAUCGUCAGAUCACAACCGAUCAGAGAAUGUUAUCGGUAACUACUACAACCACUGGAUCUAUUCCGAUGGUGUUUACGACCUUACGAGAUCCGAUGUCAUGAAUGUGACGGAACCCAAGCGACUCACCAACAUGCUGGGAUCUCGCAAGACGGCUAUUAUAGAGCCAUCAAGAACCGCGCUGGUGAUGAUCGAUAUGCAGAGUGACCGGUUCAGUCCUGAGGAGUGGCGUUUCGGGUAG
This is a messenger RNA of Aspergillus melleus, 321 nucleotides long. RefSeq lists its product as uncharacterized. The record is from RefSeq and is a predicted model, not a curated record. Bases 1 to 321 code for a protein of 106 amino acids. The transcript is spliced from 2 exons. NCBI's taxonomy places the organism in Eukaryota, Fungi, Ascomycota, Eurotiomycetes, Eurotiales, Aspergillaceae.